GUUAAUUUUAAUCAGAAUUUCCCUUUGGCAGAAAAAGGUGUGCACUUGAUUCCAUACGACGGAAACAGGGUGUUUAGAUUUUAAAGUUGGAAGUGAAAUGAUAUAAAAAGAAUAUGGAUCUAUCGUUAGUGCCAGAAAUUUGUAUAAUCAUUUUGACUUUGAUUGUUUUUCUCGCGCUUGUGCCGCUAUGUUUGUCCGCACAACACAAAUAUUCAGUAAUUUUUAUCAGCAUUAUUAUAGUUGAAUAUGCAUUUGAAUUACUCCGUGUUUUAUAUUUCGUGAAAUAUUACUGGAAUUCAACACAUUUGUCCUUGUAUUUUCUUCCCGUAAAACGUAUGCCUGCAGUUUCGAUGAUUUGUUCUGAACUACUCGGCACAAUAAUUUUGACAUCCCUCCCAUUUAAACAAUCUUCAUUAACAGUCGCUUGUUUCAUCUAUAGUUUAUUAUCGCUGACAUUAAUCACAGUAUGGAACAAUUUGUUGGGAACAUGCUUGAUAACGGACAAAUAUUCCUUCUAUGCUUUUGAUGACUCACGACUAAACACAGCUUUUUACUGUUAUGAAAAAUUGGAUCCUUGGACGAGUGGUUACUUUCUGGAAUAUUUGCUAUUAAGUAUUCCUACUUUAGCAGUACUGUACGACAAACUAUACAAAACGUCCUCAUUAUCUGAAUUGUGGUAUCCUCCUUCAAAGGAAACAUGUCCUAUCUGUCGUAUCAACAUCGUACUUUACAACCAUAUAUUGGCGCUGGCCCUCCUCAUGAUUUGGUGCGUCAGACCGACUUAUUUCUUAUUUAUUGCAUUUGGAUCUUCUUUCCGUGUUGCGUCUAUUUAUAUUGACUUAUUUAUCAUGAUAUCAUCAAUGUCAUGUUUUAUUCUGGUUUUGAUGAACAUUCUCAGGUUUUAUCUUUUUCGAAAAGUAGAAUUUACGGUUGAUAAUGAAAGCGAAUAUAACGAUGUAAUCGAAAACUGUGGCUUACCUAAAGAGAAAUCCAUAAAAUGUGAGCAAAAUGACUACUAAGAAAAAACUUAUCUUUCAGUAUGUUUUCGAAAUGAAUAAAAAAAAAUAUCAUUAGCACCUUAAGCCUCAGAUUUCCCAAAAUAUCAUUUGUCCUGUGGCAGUAAAAAGUAUGCAAUAUGGUUAAAAAUAAGUCUGAACUACAAUGGUUUAUGAUAUCGCUGAUAUGGGUACCCAAACAUAUGUUCUCACAGUAUUUUUAGUAUUGUUGAUCAAUUUAUUUGUAUAGAUCUAUCCAUUUGUGAAUCUAUCAUAUCAAUUAUCGAAUAGGUUGUGUAUAUUUUUUAAUUAAAUGAUUAGUUUUCA
Messenger RNA from Mytilus californianus (California mussel), 1322 nucleotides. RefSeq lists its product as uncharacterized. Lineage: Eukaryota; Metazoa; Mollusca; Bivalvia; Mytilida; Mytilidae. The record is from RefSeq and is a predicted model, not a curated record. The transcript is spliced from 3 exons. Bases 114 to 1019 code for a protein of 301 amino acids.